Diorhabda carinulata is the source of this 9455-nucleotide messenger RNA. RefSeq lists its product as uncharacterized. Bases 78 to 9359 code for a protein of 3093 amino acids. Gene Ontology annotation, biological process: homophilic cell-cell adhesion. NCBI's taxonomy places the organism in Eukaryota, Metazoa, Arthropoda, Insecta, Coleoptera, Chrysomelidae. The transcript has 37 exons. Gene Ontology annotation, cellular component: membrane. Gene Ontology annotation, molecular function: calcium ion binding. The record is from RefSeq and is a predicted model, not a curated record.
AAAUUAGAUAAAGUUGAUUAAUUGAUGCAAAUAGUCGAUUUAUUACUUUAGUACAAUGACAACUUGAAUCAAAAAAGAUGCGGAUAAGUGUGUUUAUUUUGAGUUUAUUUUUAUUAAGGCCUUCGCAGGCCAGUAACAACGGUAAAUGUGAAAUAACAGACAUAACUGACGAUGAAUGGGAAGUGUUUCUUCAACCAUCAGAAAAAGUUUACGAUGAUGUUAAUAAUAAAGUUAUAUACCAAAGUCCUUAUACGAAUAAACUAACUGAUUUGGAAUGUAUUUGUACAAGCGAUAGUUGUAAAAAGGAAUAUGAUUAUAUUAAAAUCGAAAAUAAUGAAGCGGAAUCAAAAUUCAUUAUUUCCACAUCCGAUCAUAUGACUGAUUUGGACGCCGAUACUGAAAAAACUCAACAAUCUUUCAUAAGGGUGGUAUAUAGUUGUACAAUGAAAUGUAAUACGGAUCAAACAAGUACAUUGCCAAUCUAUAUCGAUAUUUACGACAAAAAUAAUCAUGAACCCGAGUUCGAAGAAGAAAAUUAUAAUUAUAAAGUCGCCUCUCCGAUAAUGCCCGUUACGGAUUUCACUUUGUACGGCGAUUCUAUAAAAGCUGAAGAUUUGGAUUUUUCAAAUACCGAAAUGACCUUCACGAUAGAACCCAACGAUUUUGAUAUAACCACCACGGUCGAUUAUAAUAAUACCAAAAAGUAUAUAGCAAAUAUUAGAGCGAACAAAGCAUUAACAAUUAGCUCAUCUAGAAUCUACACGCUCACAGCUACGGAUGGUGGUACUGACCCUGGUCCCCUCAAUAAAACCGUCAAAAUAACAAUCGACGUUGACGAAACGUUGAGUUUAGAUUUCCCUUACUUUGUAUAUCCAGACGAUAAUCUAGCUGCUUACAAAUUCGACUACGAUUCUAACGAGAACAAAUUGAUACCUCUAACCGGAAAUAUAACAUUACAUACGACCAGAUCGGAAAUCACUGACAUUCAUUUAAUAGGAGAAAUGGAAGAUUCUUUUGAAGUGAAAUUUGAUGCAGCGUCAAAAACUUUCGAAGUCUCUUCACCAGCAACAAUUGAAAAUCCGGUAUCGCCGUCUACGGCGUUGAUUUUGAGUUUAAAAACCGAUACGGAAGCGUCUACACCGAUCAUCAUUCAAUUUUCCAACGUUCCGACAGGUGGGGUUACGUUUAAAGACCACAGCUACACUGGAUCUUACGACGAUGUUAAUAACGUUGUAAAUAUGAAUGAAAAUAUAGAAUUGAUCAUGAAAACAACCAAAAAACCAACGUUUAAUAUCACUGGAGAUUUAUCAGACAACUUUGGGGUAGAUUUUGACGAGGAUACCAAAGUAUGUACGAUAAAAGUUGAAAAUAAAUUAACGCCCGAACAAAUAUCAUCGAAAACGUAUUUAACACUAAUUAUUCAAGCAACUGUAGAUACAGAUACAGACAAAACUGUUAUAGUAAUUCAGUUACCAGUACAUAAGCUCCAAUUUACUAAUAUAUUAUAUACAGCUACUUAUAAUGAUGAUGAUACUGUUGAUGUCGAUAAUGAAAAUCCUAUUGGGUUUACAACGGACGUUACUGACGUGAAAAUAACAGUUGACGAACAAUACUCGCAAUAUUUCGAAAUAACUGAUAAAUUCGCUAUAGAAGUCCGGGCUCCACUACCAGCCGAUAUUUUAUCUUCACAAACCGAAUUAGCAUUAGCCCUAACAGCUGAAGAUGUUUACGGUAACCAACCGCAAGCUGUUGUUAAAAUGAUUCUACCCCUCCAAGACACAAUGGAAGCUCCAAAGUUUUCCAAACCUUACUACACCGUUAAUUACAAAGAAAAUGCGACUGUUAUUGAUUUUACUGAUCCUUUAUCCUUUGAUAAUGUCGAUGAUCCAUCUACAGUCACGAUAACCCUGAGCGAGUAUAAAAAAAAUUUCAAUGUGAUAUUCGAAAAUAAAAAAUGGUUAAUUGAGGUUACGAAACCAUUGGAUUCAAAUACUAUCGAUGAUAAUUCAGAAUUAAUAAUAACUAUGGAAGCUGAGGUGAAGGGUAUUACUGCCAAAGGUGUUGGGGUGUUGGUUGUGUUAUUAGAAAAAAGUGUCGGACCGAAAUUUUCGGAGUUGUCGUAUCUAGCAAAAUAUGAGAAAGAUCAAACUGGUAGUAUAGAUUUCCAGAAACCGCUUACGUUCGAAAAUGUUGAAGAUCCAAGCGAAAUUACCAUUACGUUAGACACUUACGACGAAGAUUUUGAAGUUUUGUACAACGCUACGACUGAAAAAUGGUUUAUUAAAGUUAAGAAAGCUCUGGAUUCCGAUAUAUUCGAUACUGCAUCUGAAUUAGUUAUAAAAAUGACAGCUAGAAGAGAGCAGGAUAACUCUAAAACUGGUGCAGCUGUGCUGGUUAUUGAGCUAGUUGAUCCUGACAAUGAAGAAGAGCCGAAAUUUUCUGAUCUAUCUUACGUAGUUAAAUACAAAAAAGGACAAACUGAAGAUAUCGAUUUUGAUCCAGAACUUUCUUUUACAAAUGUAGAUAAUGAUGAAGUCGAAAUUGAUUUGGACUCUUACGACGAAGAUUUUGAAGUUUUGUACAACGCUACGACUGAAAAAUGGUUUAUUAAAGUUAAAAAAGCUCUGGAUUCUGAUAUAUUCGAUAAAACAUCUGAAUUAGUUAUAAAAAUGACAGCUAGAGAACAGGAUAACUCUAAAACUGGUGCAGCUGUGUUGAUUAUUGAGCUAGUUGAUACUGACAAUGAAGAAGAGCCAAAAUUUUCUGAUCUAUCUUACGUAGUUAAAUACAAAAAAGGCCAAACUGAAGAUAUCGAUUUUGAUCCAGAACUUUCUUUUACAAAUGUAGAUAAUGAUGAAGUCGAAAUUGAUUUGGACUCUUACGACGAAGAUUUUGAAGUUUUGUACAACGCUACGACUGAAAAAUGGUUUAUUAAAGUUAAGAAAGCUCUGGAUUCCGAUAUAUUCGAUACUGCAUCUGAAUUAGUUAUAAAAAUGACAGCUAGAAGAGAGCAGGAUAACUCUAAAACUGGUGCAGCUGUGUUAAUUAUUGAGCUAGUUGAUCCUGACAAUGAAGAAGAGCCGAAAUUUUCUGAUCUAUCUUACGUAGUUAAAUACAAAAAAGGCCAAACUGAAGAUAUCGAUUUUGAUCCAGAACUUUCUUUUACAAAUGUAGAUAAUGAUGAAGUCGAAAUUGAUUUGGACUCUUACGACGAAGAUUUUGAAGUUUUGUACAACGCUACGACUGAAAAAUGGUUUAUAAAAGUUAAGAAAGCUCUGGAUUCCGAUAUAUUCGAUACUGCAUCUGAAUUAGUUAUAAAAAUGACAGCUAGAAGAGAGCAGGAUAACUCUAAAACUGGUGCAGCUGUGUUGAUUAUUGAGCUAGUUGAUACUGACAAUGAAGAAGAGCCAAAAUUUUCUGAUCUAUCUUACGUAGUUAAAUACAAAAAAGGACAAACUGAAGAUAUCGAUUUUGAUCCAGAACUUUCUUUUACAAAUGUAGAUAAUGAUGAAGUCGAAAUUGAUUUGGACUCUUACGACGAAGAUUUUGAAGUUUUGUACAACGCUACGACUGAAAAAUGGUUUAUUAAAGUUAAAAAAGCUCUGGAUUCUGAUAUAUUCGAUAAAACAUCUGAAUUAGUUAUAAAAAUGACAGCUAGAGAACAGGAUAACUCUAAAACUGGUGCAGCUGUGUUGAUUAUUGAGCUAGUUGAUACUGACAAUGAAGAAGAGCCGAAAUUUUCUGAUCUAUCUUACGUAGUUAAAUACAAAAAAGGACAAACUGAAGAUAUCGAUUUUGAUCCAGAACUUUCUUUUACAAAUGUAGAUAAUGAUGAAGUCGAAAUUGAUUUGGACUCUUACGACGAAGAUUUUGAAGUUUUGUACAACGCUACGACUGAAAAAUGGUUUAUUAAAGUUAAAAAAGCUCUGGAUUCUGAUAUAUUCGAUAAAACAUCUGAAUUAGUUAUAAAAAUGACAGCUAGAGAACAGGAUAAGUCUAAAACUGGUGCAGCUGUGUUGAUUAUUGAGCUAGUUGAUACUGACAAUGAAGAAGAGCCGAAAUUUUCUGAUCUAUCUUACGUAGUUAAAUACAAAAAAGGACAAACUGAAGAUAUCGAUUUUGAUCCAGAACUUUCUUUUACAAAUGUAGAUAAUGAUGAAGUCGAAAUUGAUUUGGACUCUUACGACGAAGAUUUUGAAGUUUUGUACAACGCUACGACUGAAAAAUGGUUUAUUAAAGUUAAAAAAGCUCUGGAUUCUGAUAUAUUCGAUAAAACAUCUGAAUUAGUUAUAAAAAUGACAGCUAGAGAACAGGAUAACUCUAAAACUGGUGCAGCUGUGUUGAUUAUUGAGCUAGUUGAUCCUGACAAUGAAGAAGAGCCGAAAUUUUCUGAUCUAUCUUACGUAGUUAAAUACAAAAAAGGCCAAACUGAAGAUAUCGAUUUUGAUCCAGAACUUUCUUUUACAAAUGUAGAUAAUGAUGAAGUCGAAAUUGAUUUGGACUCUUACGACGAAGAUUUUGAAGUUUUGUACAACGCUACGACUGAAAAAUGGUUUAUAAAAGUUAAAAAAGCUCUGGAUUCCGAUAUAUUCGAUACUGCAUCUGAAUUAGUUAUAAAAAUGACAGCUAGAAGAGUGCAGGAUAACUCUAAAACUGGUGCAGCUGUGCUGGUUAUUGAGCUAGUUGAUACUGACAAUGAAGAAGAGCCGAAAUUUUCUGAUCUAUCUUACGUAGUUAAAUACAAAAAAGGACAAACCGAAGAUGUCGAUUUUACAAAUGACGUAACUUUCAAAACUGCCGAAGAUAAUAAAAACAUAAAAAUAGUUUUGGAUUCCUAUUCUGAAAACUUCGAAGUAUAUUACGACCAGACAUCAAAUAAAUGGAAAAUCCGCGUGAAAACUAAAUUAGAAGAUGAAAUAUUCACAUCUAAUAACGAACUUAUCUUUAUUAUGACAGCCACUAAUACCGUUAAUAAAAAAAGUGGACAAACAGUUCUUAUAAUGGAACUAAUCGAUGAAACUAAUGAAAACGGAAUUGAAUUUUCUGAAUCUUAUUACGUGGCUCAAUAUAAACAAAAUCAAACAGGUUACGUAGACUUUGAUAAGCCGAUAUCUUUUAAAGAUGAAGAUAUGACAAAAAUUUCUAUAAAUCUAGACACUUAUUCAGAAUACUUUGAAGUAACUUACACUUCGAACAAAUGGUGUUUGCAUGUUGUAAAGCCUCUAGAUGUUAAAAUUUUUAACGAUAACCAAGAACUCAUAUUGAUAAUGGAGGCCGAGCAAAAAGAAACUCAUAAAACUGGACGAUCUGUUCUCGUUAUCGAAUUAAUAGAUAAUUCGAUAGAAUCCAAAACACCCCAAUUCGAAGAAGCUUAUUAUACAGCAGUAUAUCCAAGUGACGGUAAAGGAACCGUACCUUUCGAUAAAGAUAUUAUUUUUGAUAACGUAGAUGAUGUUAAUAAAGUUUCAAUUUCGAUUCAAGAUUACAAAGACAAUUUCCAAAUUAUCUACGAUAAUACUUCGAAUAAAUGGUUUAUAGACGUAAUUAUAUCGUUGGAUGAUGAUAUUCUUCGUUCCAACACUUAUCUAACCUCCACCUUAGUAGCUAAUAUUGAUGAUGAUGAUGACCACACACCUGUCAGUGCAAUUGUUUUGAAAUUACCUGAACACGAUAGCGAAUCGGCACCCACAUUUUCCAGAUCCUAUUUCAAAGCUCAGUAUGAUAUAGAUGGCGUUGAAGCGAAAGUUACUUUAGAAGAUGAUAUCGAAUUUAGUAACGACGUUGAUAAUAAUAACAUUGAGAUUGUUGCUGACGAUUAUUCAGAGUUUCUAACCUUCGAAUACGAUACAAAAACAAAAUUAUGGCAAGUCAAAGCGCUAAGUAUUUUGGAUACUGCAACGUUGAAUAAAUCAGAACUGGUUGUAGCAAUCACAGCUACUGAUAGUGAUACUAAAUUACAAGGACGUUCCGUUAUUGAUCUCAAAUUACCUAAAGUUAAUACUGAUGAUGCUCCUAGAUUUUCCAAAACGUACUACAAAGCUAAUUAUGACAUGUCUACGGAUACUGCAACCGUUAAUCUUGAAGAUCCAAUCGAUAUACUGAAUAGAAUUGAUAUGUCGACUAUAAAUAUUACUACCGACGAAUACCGCGAUUACUUUCAAAUAACGUACGAAGAAAAAUGGGAGAUCAAUGUCAUAAAAAAUCUAGAUCAGUCCAUACUGAACGAAAAAGUAGACAUUAUCAUGGAAUUAAUUGCUACUGAUAAAGAAGUAACUGGUGAAAUCGGUGAAGCAACUCUUUUGAUAACUCUACCAGCAGUGAACAAUGACGAAGUUCCCAAAUUCUCGAGCAUCUUCUACGAGUCUCAGUGCAAUUCCUCCACAAAAAUAUUAGAGACAUCGCCGAUUGUUAUAACAAAUAAACCGGAUCCAUCGGAUAUAACAGUUGCCAUACAAGAAGACGAGUACAAGUCGAAUUUCGAAAUCGAAUAUAACUCGGAAACUAAUUCUUGGCAAGUUAAAGUCAAAUCUCUACCGGAAAAUGAAAUAGGAAACGAUUUGGUACUUACUUUAACAGCUACGGAAACUAAUAAUAAUAAUAUAGGACAAGCUGCGUUAGUUUUAAAUUUUCCUCCAUUAAACCCGCCCGAAUUCAAUUCUAUUCAAUAUUACGGGGAAUAUAAAAUUGUGGAAAAAUCGCUUACUGUAGACGAAGUUAAAAUCGUCAAUAAACAAGAUCAAAAGAAUAAAAUUCAUUUGGUAUUAACUGAUUCGGAUCGAGAUCUUUCCAGUACAUUCGAAUUUUCCUAUAACGACGAUGAGGAUAGUUGGGAAAUAACAUUAAACGGGACGCUAGACGAUGGAUAUAUUAAUGGCAAGACUCAAUUAGUAUUAACUUUGACUGCUGAAGAAGAUGGAAACGAUUUAACUGGUUCCGCGACGGUCAUUAUCAGUCUACCAACUGAAGAUAAAGACGGAAACGAUCUGACGUUUUCAGAAUUACAUUACGAAGGAAACUAUAUCGUCAACGACGAACCCGAAGUUCAACUGAAUAGAGAUAUUCAUCUUGAUUCCAAACAGGAUUUGACUAAUGUAGUGUUCAUGUUUAACAUAACUGAAAAGUUGAACGCGAAUGAUUAUUUAACCAUCGAAAAGAUGUCUACUUAUGGUGAUUACGUCGUGACGGUAACCAAGUCCUUACCUGCGGAUAUUUUACAAAACCAGAGAAGCCUGGCGGUUACUUUACAUGCUACUCUUGGUAAAAACGAGGCAUCUACGACUCUGGUUAUAAAUCUACCCAUACCUGGUGAAGAGGACACAAUUGAUUUCUCCAAACUUUUAUAUAAUGGCGAUUAUUCCGAAAUAGACGGAUUAGCUGUUGAAGAAAUUAGUAUUAUAACUAACGAAAAUAGUAAAAAUAUACAAGUUGAUAUUUCUAAAGAUUCUCCAUAUUACGUUUACUUCAAAGUCACUCAAUCUAAUAAAAUUGUAAAAUUAACAGCUGAUAAUAUACCGAGCGAUAUAAUAAAAGAAAUUUCCGUUAUAUCUUUAACUUUAACAGCACAAUCGUCGGGUACAUCUAAAACUGGAGAAGCUGUUGUAAAUAUUAACAUACGCAGUUAUCAGGGUUCUGCUCAGUUUGAUUCGCCCCUUUUUAACGGAAAAUAUGAGGUAAAAGAAAACAUUGUUACAUUGACUGUCGAACCGAUUACCUUGACCACAGAUAUAGAAGACGAUCUCAUUUCUAUUGCAGUUGAUAACGCUAUGGUUGAUUAUUUCGAUGUCUCCUAUACUAGUUCUGAAGUAUCUCUGCAAUUAAAAAAAGAAUUUCCUGAAGAAUUUUUGAGUAAUUCCACUAUACCCGUGCUACUUACAGGGUCUAUCAAAAAAACUGAUGUCAAAACUCAGACUGUAGUUAAUUUAAGAAUUAUAACUGAUACACAACCUGAUAAUAACAAUAUAUUACGAUUCGACGACGUUUUAUUCACGGCGCAAUAUUCGUUGGAAAACGGUGAAGGUAAAUUUGAACAAGAUGGAGACAUCGGUUUAACUACAAAUCUACAAGCCGACGAAAUCGACGUUGAAAUAAGUGAAGAUUCUAUUUUUGGAGAAAACUUCGGUAUUUCCUACGCAAAUCAAAAAGUUAUUGUACAUCUUGAAAAAGAUAUAUCUACCGAUGAUUUUUAUACCAACAAUAUAAUUUCCCUCACAAUGAUAGCUACAACUUUAAAUAACACCAUAAGUACUUCGUCGGUUCUGAAUAUUCGUCUAAACAAUAACGGAGCUAGUGAUAAUGGGUAUAUAUCUUUCGAUAAACCUGUAUACAAUGGUAACUAUAUAGUCGAAAAUGAUUUGGCAACUAUUAACUAUGAUGAUAUAACAGUCGAUACUGAUGAAGAAGACGAUAAUGUUAUUGCUUCGAUUGAAGAACCUUAUGAUGCUUAUUUCAAGGUGACUUAUGCCGACAAAACGAUAAAACCUGUACUUAAAAUAAAUCAAGCAAGUUCUGUACUUAGAGACUCCACCAAUAUCGCUGUUGUUUUUUGUGUUAAAAUCAAAGAUACUAAUUUAGUAGCUAAGACAGUAACUAAUUUCCAAGUUAUAGAUAAAGACGAUGGAGAAGCAAAUGACGGUUCAAUAUAUUUCCCAAAACCGGUGUACAAUGGGGUCUAUAAUGCGAAUAGCGACACAUUUACAGAAGAUGAUAUCAUAAUAAUAACUCAACAUCCUGAUACAGAUAUGGAAGUGAAAAUGUCGAACGAAUACCAAUACGAAAAAUAUUUCUCGGUUGAGUUAAAAAAUAACCAAGUAAAUAUUAGUUUGAAGGAAAAAUUACCGAAAGACGUGGUGGAUCAGUUGGGUUAUAUAGCUUUGACUAUAAAAGUUACGUUAAAAAGCAAUCAAAAGAUAUUCGCCGAAACCGUUUUGAAUGUAGAAGUCCGAGGAAAAUCACGCGACAGCGUUGGAUCGAAUGAUCAGAAAUAUAUAAUCGCCGUAUCUGUAUUAUCGGUGGUGCUAUUUUUAGUGAUAAUUGGAGUGAUUGCAGCAUAUUUUUUCAUAUUUAGGAAAUCCAAAUACGAAAAAAUGAGUGAAGAUGAAUAUAUAAGCAGCAAAGUUAAAUUUGACAAAAGUACGUUGAAGAGAGGAUCUACUGAUAGAUCUAGGUCUUCGGCACUAGAAGAAAGACGUCCCACGGGAUACGUUUUUGAGGGUAAUGAACCCAGAGAAUCCACCACUGAGGGUCCGGAUAUGGAAAGAAAAAAAUCCGUCGCUUUCGACGAACGAGUCGAAAAAAUGCAAAUAGGCGAAGUAAACGAUGACGAUAUUGACAAAAUUCCUAAACAAAUAACAGAACUGUGAAUAUUAUGAAAACUUAACGAUGUUUUUUAUCAAAUUUUUAUAUAUUUAUUCUAGUUUUUUAAGAGACAAAGUGUAAUAUAGAACGUUUAAAUAAAA